Messenger RNA from Pungitius pungitius (ninespine stickleback), 2333 nucleotides. RefSeq names its product transcription factor AP-2 epsilon (gene tfap2e). Gene Ontology annotation, biological process: anatomical structure development; regulation of cell population proliferation; regulation of transcription by RNA polymerase II. The transcript has 7 exons. Gene Ontology annotation, cellular component: nucleus. The coding region runs from base 216 to 1490 and encodes 424 amino acids. The record is from RefSeq and is a predicted model, not a curated record. Gene Ontology annotation, molecular function: DNA-binding transcription factor activity, RNA polymerase II-specific; RNA polymerase II transcription regulatory region sequence-specific DNA binding. Lineage: Eukaryota; Metazoa; Chordata; Actinopteri; Perciformes; Gasterosteidae.
UUGUCGUGCGUGUGUUGGCAUCUGACAGCAGCGUUCCAUCCGUGCGUAAAGAGGUCUGUCAAACGCAGAGAGAGAGAGUAAAAGGAAAAGUAAAUAACGCCUUUGAAUUUAAUGGACCGGUGAAAACCUGGAUUACAUCUCGGAGCAUCUUUCAGUCGUUGGACGCUCGCGCAUCCUGUUGAAUAUUAAAUUUGGGGUUAGCCAGAGCGGUCCAGAUGUUAAUCCACACCUAUUCGGCAAUGGAGCGCGCAGAUGGACUCAGCGGCUCUUCGCCGAGUGGGCGCCUCUCCCAACUUUCGUCCCUGAACCAGGCCGCCUACUCCUCAGCUCCCCCGCUCUGUCACACUCCGGCCUCCGACUUCCAGCCUCCGUACUUCCCUCCCCCUUACCCCCAGUCCUCCCUGCCAUACUCCCAGAGCCAGGACUCGUAUCCCCACCUGUCAGAUCCUUACACUUCCAUAAACUCCAUCCAUCAGCAUCAGCAAGUGGCAUGGCACUCGCAGAGGUCGCGCUCCGACGACGGGGGACUCCUUUCACAGUCACACCGGGCUCUUAGCCUCGACCCCCGGCGGGAGUAUUCAGCUGUCCCCCGGCUGCUGCACGGUCUCGGUGAAGGCGCUGCCGCUCUCGGGGACGGUCCCCUCGGGAUGCACAUGGGACAUCACGGCCUCGACGAUCUCCAGGGAAUGGAGGAAGGAUCAGCCCUGGGCAUCCUCGACCACUCUGUCAUUAAAAAAGUUCCCAUUCCGUCCAAGCUGAACGGGUCGUCCCUGUCCAUCUUGUCCCUGGGUAAGGACGGCCUGGGGAUGGGAUCCGUGUCCAACCCGGCCGAGGUGUUCUGUUCGGUCCCGGGUCGCCUCUCGCUGCUCAGCUCCACCUCCAAGUACAAGGUGACGGUGGGGGAGGUGCAGCGACGCCUGUCUCCACCCGAGUGCCUCAACGCCUCCCUGCUGGGUGGAGUCCUGCGCAGGGCCAAGUCAAAGAAUGGUGGCCGCUGUCUGCGAGAGCGUCUGGAGAAGAUUGGCCUCAACCUGCCCGCCGGGCGACGCAAGGCCGCCAACGUCACUCUGCUAACAUCUCUAGUGGAGGGUGAGGCCGUCCAUCUGGCGCGGGACUUUGGUUACGUGUGUGAGACAGAGUUCCCGGCCCGAGCAACAGCCGAGUAUCUGUGCCGGCAGAGCGAGCCGGACCAGCUCCCAACACGGCGCAGCAUGCUGCUCGCCACCAAGGAGGUCUGUAAGGAGUUUGUGGACAUGAUGUCUCAGGACCGCUCUCCGCUGGGCGGCAGUCGGCCCACCCCCUGCCUGGAGCCCGGCGUCCAGGGGAGCCUCACCCACUUCAGCCUGCUCACCCACGGCUUCGGCACCCCCGCCAUCUGCGCCGCGCUCUCCGCCUUCCAGAGCUACCUGAUGGAGGCCAUCAAAAUGCUGGACAAGGGGGAGGGCGGAGGGAAGAACCACCACGACAAGGAGAUGAAGCACCGCAAAUAGAACGGAGGACGGGCGCGGGACGUCCUCGCGGACGGAAAGGAGGAGGGAAAAGAGGGAGGGGGGGAGGUGGGUGAGGGGACCCAGUGUUGCCCCUCUGGGGGCCUUCACCCUCGCCCUCAGGACAAAUACUGAGACUUACCUCCUGGAGAAAAAAAAAACCUCUGCGGCCCCGAGGGGAGGGGGGGGGGGCGUGAUGAUAUCUGUACUGUAAUGUGUGUCCACAACCACCUCACUCGACAUGACGCAUGGACCUCUCUUCUCGGUAGCUGGUUGGUGUCAUGAUGGCGUCUACGAAGCACCUCUUCAGGAUGAGUUCCUACGUGUGGCUGUAUUUAUUUCCACCUCCCCACUCUUGGUUUGAUUUUGGUAAACAUGUCAACUUUAUCUGUGUUUUAGAAACUCCCGCCCCCAUCAGUUUCUCUCUCUCUCUGUCACACACACACACACACACACACUUGGUUUUGACUGAACUCAUCUGAGAAGUGUCGUAAAGCCAUAUCUAAGACAACGACCUGCUCUUUGCUCCUCUUGAACUUUGGGAGACUUUUAACUCCACCCGAUUGGACACACACAGCCUCCACAUGUAGUUCUUCCUGAUGGGUGCUCAUGGGAAAUUGAGUUCUUGAACAGGGGGGUAAGGAGGAGUCGAAGGCAGCUAAAGGAGAUUUGGUUGCUAUUAUUUUGAAGUGCUGCGUGUUGGUAACUUAAGGAAAUAACACAAAUCAUUUUGUACUUUCAGUGUAUGUUUAUUAUUAAUGUUAUUACUGUUGUUAUUAUUAUUAUUGUAUUACUGCAUAAAUGUAAUAUAUUAUUAAAGAACUAACUGAUCGGUUUCGUUCCAUG